UUUUUACUAUAUUUGUAGGUUGGGGCUCAAAGUUCAUUGGCAAAGACAUACUGUCUGUGCAAUCACUUAACAUUUUUUGGCAGUACUUUUUUUGUUAUGCCACAUGUUGUGGAUUUACGUGACUCUGCAAAGCUCCUAGCCAAUGCAGCUCAGAACCCUGUGGGAUUGGCACUCAUUGGUACAUUGCUGGGACUCUUCCUAAUCCUGUUAAUAUGGGCAUGGAGAAAAGAUAAAGAAGAUGUGAAGAAGGUAAGAGUAGCAGCCCUUCCAGAUAAUAGUUCGGAAUACCACUACAGAUAUGCCAUUAAAGUCUGUACUGGAUAUCGUAUGGGAGCUGGUACAACUUCUCAGGUUCUAUUAACACUUUAUGGCUCAGAAGGACAAAGUGACCCACACCUUUUGAUAGACACUGAAAAGCAAGUACAACAUUUGGGAGCAGUGGAUGUCUACCUCUUAAAAACACGCUAUCUUGGAGAGCUUCACAGCCUCAGAUUAUGGCACAGUAAUUCAGGAAGUAGGCCUAGUUGGUAUGUGCAUCGGGUUAAUGUCACUGAUUUACUGGCCCAGAGAACAUGGUAUUUCUGCUGUGACUCAUGGCUGGCUUCUAACUUUGCCGAUUGCCAACUGGAUCGCAUCUUCCCUGCAGUUUCCAGAGGCAACCUAAUGUCUCUAAGGUAUUUGCUCUUUUCAGGUGCAGUUGACAAGCUUCUUAAGGACCACUUGUGGCUUUCUGUUUGGACUCGCAGUCCUUGGAGUCCUUUCACUCGGGUUCAAAGACUUUGUUGCUGUAUGAGCCUCCUUUUGCUUAGUCUCCUUAUCAACAUCAUGUUCUGGAAAGGAGAUGACUCUACCCAGACAGGAAAGUUUCCCAUUAAUGAGAUAAAGAUCAGUUUCCAGUCUUCUUUAAUUUUGGCAGUAGUGAAUAUCAUAAUUGUGCAGAUGUUUCUGCUCAUCCAAAAGCCACUGACACAGGUGAAGCUUCCCUCGAAUAAACUCCGUGUUGCUCUUUCACCGCAUCCUCCAGCCAAAGUUGAUGCAACAAAACAGUUCCUCAUGGACUUUGGCAAACUUGUUGACUUUCUACAUAAAUACAUAAUUCAAAUACUGGGUGAGACUCCGAAAUGUCCUGUGACAUCAAGUAGUGAACCAAUCCUUCAGCACGUAGAGUCCCUAUCGUACCUGGUACAGUCUUAUAUUUGUGUCCAAGGACCAAACCAGGAAAAUUCCACACAAAGGAAUGUGAUGACAGCUCACCAGUGUCAUUUCCUCCACUAUCUGCACCAAACAUUGACUAAGCUUCAGAUUCAAGUCUCCUCUUUGGAUUUGACUUUCAUCAAUACACCAAUCCAUUACAUACAUGCUACCAAUGUUUUUUAUGAAUUGAGGGAUCAACUCCAAAGCCAGCACUUCUCCAGCUCACCCCUUCCAAGCAGUGUGACCAACAGUUUUCCAGUCCCAGUGGCAAAGAAUACCCUGUCGAGUCGCUUACCCAAGUUCCUCCCAUAUGUUUGUUGGUUUGUACUUCUUGCAAUCAGCUCCUUCUCUGCAUAUUAUAUGACCCUUGUGAGCCUGGAUAUGACACGACAAAAGGCCACCAGCUGGCUGAUUUCCAUGCUCCUGUCACUUUUUCAUAGCCUCUUUCUACUUCCACCAGUUAAGGCAUUUAUCCAGACAGUGUUUAUGUUUCGUGUGCUAAGAAGAAGCACAAUGGAUGAUGCUGCAGAGGAACAACAAUUACAUGGGAUUCUGUCUUUGUUUGCAAAUUGCCCAGACUGGGAACUCUCGGGCUGCAGGGACCCACAGGAUCCUAUUUACUGCUCACCUGUUAAUAAGGCUAUAACAAGUCUGAAGAGGCAGAAGCUGAUAGAGAAGAGACUUUACAGGCUAGUCCUGGAGAUUGCUGUUCAUGUAGUUUUUCUCAUUAUGACGAUGAUCAUGGCUUAUGCAGACAAAAGCCCUAAUGAAUACAACUUAAACAUCGCUGUUUCGAACAGCUUCUCAAGCACCUUUAGCCAGAUAGGAAACAUUGAAGACUUUUACAGCUGGACAAGUAGCACUCUCCUGCCAAAUCUCUAUAGCCAAUACACAGGAUUCAUCACUGAUGGGAAUUGCUUUCUUCUGGGCAGUCCCAGGAUCCGUCAGUUGCGGAGAGCCCAGAGCCAAUACAGCAUAGGGGAUACAGGCCAUUAUAAAGCAGAAUGGCUUCCACUUGGUAGAAAUGACACCCCUGAUAAGGAGUGGAAAUACUAUACAGAGAAGGAGUUGGUAGGAUACCCUAUCUGGGGACAACUUGGAUGGUAUUCAGGAGGAGGAUUUGUGGCAGAAUUAGGAAAUAACAUAAUCAAUGCAUCUAGUAUACUAAUGUGGCUACAAACCAACCAAUGGCUGGACACCUACACCAAGGCUGUUUUCGUGGAGUUUAAUGUGUAUAAUGCCAAUGUCAAUCUCUUCUGUUUGGCCACCUUCAUCAUGGAGACCAGUGCAAUUGGAAAUUUCUUGACAUCAGUCGAUCUCCAGAUUAGAAAGCUUUCUUGGUCAACUACUGAUAUAUUUUCAUCGCAGUUUAUUAGCUACAUUAUAUUCCUUAUCAUUGUCUUGUACAACAUUAUACAGCAGGGUUUGCUCAUAAAAAAACAGAAAUGGUCUUAUUUAACCAACAUAAAGAACCUCCUGGAUCUGAGUAUAAUAAUGAUAAGUAUUUGCAAUACUGGCUUGUACAUCAAACUAGCCUUGCUGUGCCAAAGAGAUAUCAAUCGUUAUCAACAGGACCGCACUCGGUUUGUAAGUUUCUAUGAGACAGCCAUUGGGGAAUCAAUCCAUGGCUACAGCAUUGCCUUCCUUGUUUCUCUGAUGACAGCAAAACUUUGGAGCCUACUUAGUCUGAACCCAAAUUUGCACUUGAUUAUGGUGACACUGAGAAAAGCUUGGGAUGAAAUUAUUUACUUUCUAAUUGCUAUAAUUAUCAUAAUAGUGGCUUAUUCCAUCACAUGUAACGUUCUGUAUGGAUGGAAAAUUUAUAGUUACCGAACAUUUUUUGAUACUGCUGUGACUAUCUUCAGCCUUCUUAUUGGCAUUUUCAAUUAUGAUCAGGUUCUGGAUCUCAGCCCAGUCAUUGGAUCCCUGCUCAUCACUACUUAUGUCAUUUUCCUAGUGUUUGUGCUUGUUAACAUCUUCUUGUCUGCCAUCUUAGCUGUAUUUUCCAAGGAACGACAGUGCCCAACCCCACAUAAGGACAAGGAUGUUGUGGACUUGCUGAUGUUAAAGCUGUCUGGAUUGUUUGUCAUCCAUAAAAACACAAAACGGUCUGACGAUGCAACAAGUGAGGAGAAGCCAAUGUAAAGUGGGAAUAAAUGUCCUUUUCUAUGUUUAUAUGCACCCAGGCUGCACAUGAGGCGCUUAUUGAACACAUCAUCAUGAUUUCAAGUCCUUAUUUUAGAGAAAUAUGUGUUUUAACAAAGUUACCAAUUUGUGCAGAAACCUAUAUAUUAAAUCUGGAAGGGUGUUUGAGCACUACCUCUGUGGGUAAAAUACCAGUGACAACAAAAUAAAUAUUCAAAAAAUACUCACUAUAAUUUGAUACUAUUUUAAAAAAUAAAUAAAUAUAUAUAAUUAUGAAGAAAUGCAAUCUAUAUGUCAAAAUGCAUAUUACCAUAGAUGUGACCAAUAGUGACAGCACACUCCACGGUGUAAAAAUAAUUAUU
Xenopus tropicalis (tropical clawed frog) is the source of this 3701-nucleotide messenger RNA. It is a transcript of the gene pkd1l3, whose product is annotated as polycystin 1 like 3, transient receptor potential channel interacting. Gene Ontology annotation, molecular function: calcium ion binding. Gene Ontology annotation, cellular component: membrane. NCBI's taxonomy places the organism in Eukaryota, Metazoa, Chordata, Amphibia, Anura, Pipidae. The transcript is spliced from 20 exons. The coding region runs from base 97 to 3339 and encodes 1080 amino acids. The record is from RefSeq and is a predicted model, not a curated record. Gene Ontology annotation, biological process: calcium ion transmembrane transport.